This is a messenger RNA of Aspergillus calidoustus, 3248 nucleotides long. NCBI's taxonomy places the organism in Eukaryota, Fungi, Ascomycota, Eurotiomycetes, Eurotiales, Aspergillaceae. The record is from the annotation of a GenBank genome assembly.
CACGAAUUGUGGAGAAGUGGCACUCGGCUCAUCCGAAUCCCACGAUUUCCCCACCUCGUCCAUCUAUACAGGAUGAGUCUUUCUCCGACUUCGCUCAGAGUAAUAAGCUAUAAUAUCCCCUCACCCCUCACUUCUCAUCUCCAAUCGAUAAUACCUCCAACCGCCAAAAUGUCCAAAAUCGCUGCCACCUUCUCCCGCCUCGUGCGCUUCACACCCAAAUCAAAUCCGUCGAGGAUUCUCAUCGGCGAGCCAGUCGACGCAUCGCUCGAUGUCGGUCUUGCAAUCUACAACAACCAAGACGUCCCCGUGCGCGCAUUCAGCGGGUCCUCCGUGCUGAGCCCCGGCUCAGCGACGGGGAUAACAGAGACUAUCGGCCGUCUGCUCUCUCCACUGGCCAGCAGCGAAGUUGGAACGAUCCGGUGUAUCGGGUUGAAUUACGUCUCCCACGCCAAAGAAAUGUCCCUCGAAAUCCCCACCGUCCCGACCCUCUUCCUCAAACCCAGCUCUUCACUAGCAGACCCCUUCCCUGCGCCAACGGUGCUUCCCAAAAUCACCCAGGCGGAUGGGACGGGCGACUACGAGGCCGAGAUGGUGAUUGUGCUGGGUCGCGAGGCGAAGGAUGUCAAUGAGGCCGAGGCGAUGGAGUAUGUGCUCGGUUAUACCGCUGCGAAUGAUGUUAGUUCGAGGACGAGUCAGAUGAAUCAGAGUCAGUGGUGCUUUUCCAAGGGGUUUGAUGGGAGUUGUCCGAUUGGCCCAACACUCGUCUCCGCAAAGGAAAUCCCCGACGUAUCGAAACUCCAGAUCAAGGGAUUGAAGAACGGGAAUGUCAUGCAGGACUGCCAAUUGACCGACCUCAUCUUCUCCGUCCCCAAGCUCGUCAGCUUCCUCUCACAGGGCACAACCCUCCCCGCAGGAACAAUCAUCCUGACGGGUACACCACCGGGCGUCGGAGCGGCCAAGAACCCCAAGGAGUUCCUCAAGGGAGGGGAUGAGUUCCGCGUGGAGCUUUCGCCGCUUGUUGGCACUCUGAUCAACAAGAUUGAGAAUCAAUAGAUUAUCUGAUGUCAAUGUUGUCGAGACGCGAGGGAUAGGUUUCAGGGAUAUAGACUGGAGGAAUAUGCAAAAGAGGUAGUGGACUGCGACUGCGAAUAGAACAUCUAUCAUGAUCAUCACACAAGAGUUGAGUUUCUAGGAUAGAGAGGGGAAGGAAAUAAAACAACCCAAUCAGCCCGCACCGAGAUCUAUACAUAUACUAAGUAGCUUCGUUCUCUUCAAGUCUACUGCCCCUCACCCCAACACUCCUCUAAAACCUCCAUAAACCCACCCUCCCGUAGCGCCGCAUAAACCGUCGAAAUAUGCGACCCGAUCGUCCUCUUCCCCGCCUUAUCCCCACUCCCAUACGUCGGGUGAUCUUCGAGUCCCCUGUGCAUAGGCACACCGAGCGUGUUGCGCACAUACUCGUAGACCGUGCGCGACGAAGCGCAGAGAUGUAUUGGGGUUAUCGAGGUAUGGUCCUCGAAGUGUGCGGAGCGGGUCUGGGCGUAGGUGGCUUUUAGGAUGUUUGAUGUAGUCGACUGCCACUGUUUGAUGAGGGCCGGAAGGUUCUGGCCCUGGUCCUGGUUUCCAGUUCCACUGGCACUGGUGGUGGAGGAGGAGGAGAGGAGGGCGAAUAGCGUCCCCGUCGCCAGGUCGACGGCGGUCUCUGCGCGCGCUUCAAGGUCAAGCGUCGAGUGGCGGUUCCAAUGGCGCAUAAGCGACGUCCACAGCCCUUCAGUAUCCUCCUCCGAAAGAGCCGGGAAGAUUUGCCCCGCGGCUCGUUUCCAAAACGUCUGCUUUGCGACACUUUCGAAGCGCACAUGUAGCACGCGCAGAUCGACCGCCUGGCAGAGGACGUACAGGUGGCUUGCGAGCAUGAGCCCGAAGACCUCGACUGCAUCCGCCGCAUACCGCGCGGCGAUGAGCGCGAGCGAGUUCACGGGCUGGUUAUUUACAUCGGCUGUUUGCACAAAGUUGCUCACGGGGGUGUUCAAGUACCCCAAUUCAGACAUGUACGCGGCCAUGUUGAUAUCGACGCCCUUGAGCGCGUAGGAGAGGGACGGGUCGUCGGCGCAGAGGUUGGGCGUGAGCCCUUUACUGAGCAUGGGGUUUAUGAGUUCCGAGCACUGCGAGAAGAUGAGUUUGCCCAGGGACUGCAUUGCGGAUGUGGUUUUCUCCAUGGCGGUCGUGAUGGAUGUGGCUUGGAAGUUCCCGCCGUGGUGGAUUGUGCUGUUUGGCGCGUCGAAGAGAGGGUUGUCGGUUGUGGAGUUUAGUUCCGUGGAGACUUGCGCCAGGGCCAGGGCCAUGUUCUCGACGUGUGGUCCUAUCCAUUGCGAGGCGGUGCGGAGCGCGUACCGGUCCUGCGCUAGAUCAUUCGUUGCCGUCGUGUGCGCGUGGUCGAUUGUUAGCCCCGAAUCCGAGAGGAAGCGGUGGAUGUUACUUGCGACUUCGCGCUGGCCCGGGUGCGGGCGGACGUCGGCGAUGAAGGGGUCGUAGUUCUGGCGCGUGCCCAGGAGGGCCUCGGUGGACAUUGCCGUUGCGACCUGGGAGAGGAGGACGAGCUGGUUUGCUUCGUGCAGGACGAGGCUUGCGGCGCCCGUGCUAAAGGCCGUGCCGUUUAGUAGGCCGAGGGCUUCUUUCGGUUGGAAGCAGAGGGGUUCGAGGCCGAGUUGCGCGAGCGCUUUGUCGGCGGUCAUGAUUUCGCUGUUGUGCUUUGCGCCGCAGUGGAUGUAGAUGUCCGAGUUGCCCUCGAGUGCCCCGGCGAUGUAUGCGAGUGGGGUUAGGUCACCCGAGGCGGAGAUACUCCCUCGCAGAGGGACGACAGGAAUAAAGUCCUCGUUGAUCAUCGUCGCGAGGUUCUGCACCAGCUCAACGCGCACGGCAGAGUGGCCGCGGAGAAGUGAGUUGCACCGUGCAAGCAUGGCCGCCUUGACGAUGGGAAUUGGGACGGAAUGCUGGCGCAGAUUGUCGAGGAUGAACGAGGAGCCCAGGCCCCGAUCCGACGGGAGCAAUACAGCCGUGUUGUGAUGCUGCACCAAGGCCUUUUGGAGAUCCUCGUGGGCGUGCGUGCGGGUGUCUGCGUUGCCGCCGAAGCCGGAGUUGACGCCGUACACAACUCGCCCUGUCGCCAGGCGCUCGUUGAGCAGGGCGACGCUGGCCUCCAUACGAUCGAGGACAUCGCGGUUGGAGGUUACAAAGAGCUUGGCUCCGUA